AUUGAUUGCAUUAUCUUACUUGGUUUUCCUGUGGAGUUUAAUAAAAGGCGUGGAUGCUGAGCUCUGAUAAACACAGGUGAAAAGAAAUCGACAAGAUGCCGCAUCAAUGACAAAAACUUGAGAAUAUUGAAUCACGAUGAAAUCACGCAACUCAGUCAGGUACCAGAAGCUCUCUAACGAUGACGGCUUCGUGGAUGCACAGUUCAUCAAGCCAGAGCCCAAGGUUCCCUGGAGGGCUAUCUGCCUUGCCAUUGGGCUCUUCACUGUUGGUACUAUACUCCUUGUGAUUGGAUCCCUUCUUUUUACUGGUCAUUUUGAUGUAAAAUAUGCUGAUCGUACAUACCCCAUGCUGAUCCUUGGUUCUAUCAUGUUUAUUCCGGGGUUUUACCAUGUGCGUCUUGCCUAUUAUGCAUGGAAGGGCUAUAGAGGGUACUCAUUUGAAGACAUUCCAGAUUUUGACUAGGUAGAUAUUAUUACCAAGUAAAAAAGAUAAUAGAGUUUGUACUGUUGCUACUGGUAAAGUAAGAAUACUUUUCUUGCAUUGAGAUGACGAAAGUCACUGAUAUAGGAUUCUCACCGUCAUGAAACCUUAUUUCUUAAAAUAUUGCCAAAAGUCCACAGAUAAGGAUUAUCAAGUGGCAAAUUUAACAAAAUGUUAGACUGUAAAUAUUUUUUCUUGGGAAUGCAGUGAAGUACUGCACAGUAGAUAAUGUAAAGCAAGAAGUAUUAAUAACAUGUACAGUAGUAGGACACUCUCAUCGUCUGAAAUCUAUAUGUCAUUCAAUUGCAUUGCUGCUAUGUGUCUUGCAUUUUUUAGAAUACAAGUGUUUGGGGGAGAACUUAUAAUAAUAUUUUUUUCUAUUUGUCCAGAUUGUUUUAAUUGAAGUGUUAGACUCAAAAAUUUAAAUGAAAAUAUAUUUAUUUAACAACAUUGUGUUAUGUACUCUUUACAAAUUAUUCAAUGAAAUAUUUAAUACAGUUUCUAUCAUGCUCUCACAGAGAGAGUUCAUCGGUGUUUGACACCUAAAUCCUAUACAAAUUUACAUGGAAUACCAUGUUAUUCUAACAUUUAAAUAAUUAACUAUAUUUCCUUGACCAUCAAUAUUUCUCUUGUGAUAUUUCAAUGUGAAUUAGAUCUUUUAGACUGUACAUAGCUUCUCCUCAUAGAGGUUUGUAGAGUCCCUGGUGAAUCAGGCUUGUCACUUGUUAGGAAUGCACCCUGUGGUGUCGUCCAUCACUCGAAUGAGGGUGUUGACUAUCACAAAGUUGCGAUAGAUUUUGAUGUUGUCAACUGUUGGUUGUACACCCUGAAAUUAUGUAAUAAUAACCGUAAAAUAAAAUGUGUGAUAUGCUCAUCUAAA
This is a messenger RNA of Nematostella vectensis (starlet sea anemone), 1361 nucleotides long. RefSeq names its product transmembrane protein 230. Bases 137 to 463 code for a protein of 108 amino acids. The record is from RefSeq and is a predicted model, not a curated record. Lineage: Eukaryota; Metazoa; Cnidaria; Anthozoa; Actiniaria; Edwardsiidae. Gene Ontology annotation, cellular component: endomembrane system. The transcript has 4 exons.